AUGUCCGCCUCUCCGACCUCCUCAGCACUUCAGCGCAAGCCCCUCCCAGCUUCCCAAGUGUUCUCUGCUUCGGCUUUGCCUCUCCACCUUCCAGCACUGGACAAUGUUCUGAACGAUCCCCACCGCUUCCCAGCUUCCCGCUUCAGCUUGCCCGAUACGACAUGCUCCGCAGAGGAGCAUGAGCUCUUCGGCCUCGAUGAGAUCCAGGGUGGAGACAAAUGCAAGGCGAGGAAGCGGUCGAAAUUGCAUAUUGGCGGAAGACAGCUGAAGAUCGCGAUCAAGGAAGAAACAGGGGGUGCAGGGUCUGCUGUGAGCUCGAGGAGGUCCCUAGUCCGCAGGAAAGGCUUUCAGGCGCUUGUCGGAGAAGAAGAGGAGGCCGUUGACGACGAUGACCGGACGCUGUCAUCUCCCGCCAACAGGAACAUCAAGACGUCUAAAAUCAGCUCCGCCAGCUCCUGUCUGACCAGCGAUACUUCACCUGCAUGCAGUGAUCCAGUCGUCUUCCCACCGCUGAUGCUCCUGCAGACGGCUACUCUCCGCGAGCUCAAGUCCAACGCCGUCGGGCCGCGCAAGCCGCCAGGAGGCAUCCUUGCCGCUCUACCUGGCGUUCAGACCAUCCUCUCCACCAUUAUCGACCUGAUCAUCGGAGUCGAAGGGAGCACAACGGUCGUGUCGCUCAUCAAUCUGUCCCUCUUCAUAGACUUUGCACAGAUCAUGCGCAACAAUCUAAAUUUCGUCGAGGCGAGCGGGCAGGCGGACAUGUCGGCCGUCAAGCGCCUCUUGACAGUCACGAUUCCGUCCCUGCUCGCGCUGGACUUUGUCUCUGUCUUCGGGCUCGCCAUCGUCUUCUGGAUCGCAUGGAUCGCAUUGGUCGUCCUUGCGCUAGUAUGGUAUCUCAAGAUGACAUCUUCGUACAAUUUUAAUAGAGAUGUGCAGGGCUUCGAAGGGCAGCCUGACAUCUUCCGUUCACCAAAGAGGCGGAGCAAGGUCGCCAAUGUCUUGGUGACGUUCCUGCUCAUGGCAUUUUACCUGCCCCUAUCAAAGCUCUGCAUCGAUGGACUCGUGUGGGGCUCGGCAUUCUGGCCGACCGAUCUUGGGACUGGAGUCGCUGCGUCCGCGUCCGAUUCGUCGAUCCUUCGUUCGGACUUCUGCUAUACAACGACGAUGCGCGAAGACGACUUCAAUUGGGCAUGGAUCAUUCUCCCCCUCUCCAGCGCGGUCCUGAUAAUCUACACGGUCCUCUGGCCUCUGCAUCUGCGCAGGGUGAUACGGAGCAUGGCUCCCACAGUCAGCACAUACGACGAGCUAGGGAUCAAGCGCGACCACAGCGAAGUCGACGCGACGUACAAGCGGCUGCUGGACAACGACAAGUCCCCGCUCCUCUACCUCUACAGCGCCUUCCGCUCCGCACACGCGACAUAUAAACCACUCUACCUUAUCUUCUUCAAGUUGACGACGACAAUGAUCGUCGCCGUGGUCACCUCGCAGAAUUGCCUCUGGAGACACGUUGAUGCGCAGAAGAUGUUGGUCAUUGAGCAAGCGUUGCUGAUUGGCCUUCAAGUCGUCCUCCUUGGCUUGCACCUUGCGACGCGCCCCUUUGUCGAUGCCUCUUCGAACCGCUCAGAGCUAUGCUCCCGCAUCGCAUACGUCCUGACCGCCGUCGUUGGGCUCUUGGUCGCGACAAAGGUCGAAGGGGAAGGUGUUCUGCACACCGGCAUUAUCUACACCAUCCAAAUCUUUUCCUACGGCACUAAUUUCUACUUUACGUUCAUUAAGCUGGAUAUCACAGCGCAUUGGCUCAAGAGGUGCUGCAGCCGUCUGGACUUCUCAAUCGAUAUUCACAACCCGGCCGUCGAUCUGGAGAAGCACAUUAAGCGCAGAGUAUGGCAGGAGACUUUGUCCACCCUCCUCUUGACGGGCGAAGAUUACCGCAUGCCAGUGGGCAGCACUGUCACUUUUUCUCGCAGCGCGAAGUGGCCCCCCUCCUUACUCUUCUUCCAGGGCACGGCGGCAGAGAGGCACGUUGAGAACCUCAAGAUCGUCACGGACAUCGGUAUAAAAGAGUAUCGCAGGCAGCUGGAGAGGCUGAGAGGUCGAGAGGGGAAGGCACUCCGAUUGGCAAUGGACGCGAUCCAGAUACAAUUUGCUGGGCCGGAUAGCUACUAUCGCCCACCGCAGGCGCCCUUCCCACAAGGCGGGACCACUUGGUUUGGCAAGACGUUCUUGAUUCUAUUCCCGCCAACGCUCGUGAUGCAAUACGACCAAGCCAGCCAUAAGAGUGUACAACUCACACAGCUUGCCGAGCUUGAGGAAUUCUUACGACAGAAUCGCAGCGCAGAGGUCAAGACACGACGCAUGGUCAGGAUCGCCCUCAGGGCCCUCGACGGCCAGAUUGUGAGGUGUCACUAUGCAGCUCAACAUCCACACGAGCGCAGUGGCCACAGAAGACUUGCGUGUUCGAGUCGCAAGGCUCCCAGAAAUGUCCACGUCCGUACCAUAUAUACUGAGGGGAGGCUGAAGGUGAAGGUGCAGGACUUCCCAGGAUGGGAGUCGUACAACUUCUCUGCAGGCUUCGAUGUAAGCAUCACAUUCUCCCGCGGUCGUCGCGUGGACGCAGAGGGCGAGACGUGGAUCAAUGAGUCGAUCACAGUACCGGCAAGCGAGGCUUUCGGACUCGACGAGCAUUGUCAUCUUUCAAGACAAGUGAGUGACUUUCUUGCGCACAACGUGGGAAUAUUGAAUCAGCGCAGACCCGCUAUGAUGGAUCUUCUGCAGCGCUACCGCCGCAAAUUUUACGAUGAGGCCAAGCGCAAGGAGGAGGUGCUGGCGUAUUCGUUCCUCGACACCAUAUUCGAGCAGAGUACUCUCUCGUUCAGCGAGCUAGAGAGAUCUUUCGAGAAGGCAAGCCAGAUCGAGGCAGUCCAGUCUCUGCCCAGUCGCUUCCCAGGCUCAAUGACUGCCCUCUACGAGCGCAUGGCGCAGAUUCGCAAGAGCAAAGUGCACGCCUUCUGGUGGCUCUGGUGGGAUGACCUAUACCGUAUGAAUGCAGGAGACUACAAGCUCCUCCGCACACAUCGGACGACGUUCGAUCCACGUUGUUCGACUGCCAUAGCAUAUCGGCCCGUGCCACGCGCGUUCUUGGAACAGAUCCUCAUGGAGAAGGGUCUGUGGAGGAAGGAAGGUGCAAGUGGAUUCCUCAACAGAGGGCAGAUCAACCGCUUGUACUUUACGCUGAACCGCAUUGUCUUCGAUCGAGGCCGCAGAGAGCGAGUCGCCCACCCAGAGGACGCACCGCCUUCAUACGACUCCAGAUACAGAUCUGGGCUGGACAGCAAGCGCAUAGAGGUCGGACAGGGCUCAAAAUCCGCUCUUGUCGUGCCGCACGAUGCUUCUACACUGGUAGGAAUUCGGCAAGUGGGCAGUGCUGCGUCGGCAGCGGAGGAUGUGUGGCCUGGCAGCCGCUUCACCGGCGGUGGAACAGCGGACGACAGUCUGGGUACGAUAGUUGAUCGACCGGCGUAUCGCUGGGAGCAGCGUAUGAAUGGUCGACCACAAAGGAGCCUAAAAGGGAAGCUAAAAGAUCGCUGCUUGCAGGCGCUGUCCUUGAAGCCGUUUGCUGUCAAUCCUCACUUGGAGGGGUUGUGGGUAUUUGUUGAGGAGAGAGAUGGAAAGCUAGUGUUACAGGAAUCGUAG
This is a messenger RNA of Microstroma glucosiphilum, 3693 nucleotides long. RefSeq lists its product as hypothetical. The transcript has a single exon. NCBI's taxonomy places the organism in Eukaryota, Fungi, Basidiomycota, Exobasidiomycetes, Microstromatales, Microstromataceae. The record is from RefSeq and is a predicted model, not a curated record. The coding region runs from base 1 to 3693 and encodes 1230 amino acids.